Molecule: messenger RNA, 2950 nt
Organism: Quercus lobata
Lineage: Eukaryota; Viridiplantae; Streptophyta; Magnoliopsida; Fagales; Fagaceae
Product: transcription factor EGL1
Exons: 8
Coding region: 875-2776 (633 amino acids)
Molecular function (GO): protein dimerization activity
Source: RefSeq, a predicted model, not a curated record
UUUCUUUUUUUUGGUUUACCCUUUUAAACCAAUAUUUUUGUUUUUUUUUUCUUAAAGCUACUUUACUAUUUCUAUCUGUUUCCCAUUAAAGACUGGGUUUUUGGAGCUUGGUCUGUGAUGCUUGUGGUGAAAAACAAACAACACUACUUCACAUAAAGUGGUCUUAGAGGACUUGGUGUAGGACCAAGUGUUUUUAUUUGAUGGGGUCGGUGAAAUCUAGAUCUUUUUAAUUGGUUCUUAACUUGGUUAUUGUGUGCGUUAGCUCUAAAGCAAAGUGAAAAUACAGUGUUAAUGUGGAGUUGCUCCCCACCUCUUGCUACCAUUAAAGGCACUGUCUUGGUUUUGGUUAUCUGACUAUAGCUUACAGCUUUUAGAGAAAACCCAAGUACCCUUCCCCCGUCUACAAUAUUGGAACUACGAUACUAUUUCUCCUUUAUCAUUGUUUUUCUCUUUUCAUUAAAGUGAGUAUUCUCUGAUUCUGUACCAAAUAAGAGAGUAAUUACUACUGGUCCAGUGAUAGCGGUUUGUCUCUAAGCCACUUCUUUGCACUUCUAUUAAUAGAAACACAAUAUCAGCUGUGUGUGUGUUUUCUUUUGGUGAAUUUUUUAGCCUUGUCUAGCUAGACCACGAUGGUUUAGAGUUAUGGUUAAUUGUUGGUGCAGAAACCAGGGGACACCAAGAAUCUGAGCUGAACACGUGAGUUUUGUUGUUACUCAAGAGAAUAUUGCACAACCAAAGGAACUAGAUUUGGUUCUGGUGUUGGUGGAUGAAGAAUCAGGAACUGUAUCAAGAACCCAUUUACAUCUUUAUCAGGUUCUUUAGAGGGGUACUUGACUUUUGAGCUUCAGAGUUAUAUGUUGGAACUGGUCUCCAAAUGGAGGAAAGAGUGCCAGCAAACUUAAAGAGACAACUUGCUCUAGCUGUGAGAAGCAUUCAGUGGAGCUACGCAAUCUUCUGGUCCAUUUCAGCUAGACAACCAGGGGUCUUGAAGUGGGGUGAUGGAUACUACAACGGAGAUAUUAAGACAAGAAAAACAAUUCAAGCCAUGGAACUUAAUGCUGACCAACUGGGUUUGCAGAGGAGUGAGCAAUUGAGAGAACUUUAUGAAUCCCUCUCAGCUGGUGAAGCCAGUCCACAAGCUAGAAGGCCUUCAGUGGCAUUAUCCCCUGAAGAUCUCAGUGAUACAGAGUGGUAUUACUUGGUUUGCAUGUCAUUUAUGUUCGACAUUGGACAAGGGUUGCCUGGAAGAACAUUAGCAAAAGGUCAAUCAAUAUGGCUAUGCAAUGCCCAUUUUGCAGAUAGUAAGGUUUUCAGUCGCUCUCUGCUGGCAAAGAGUGCAUCUAUUCAGACUGUAGUAUGCUUUCCAUUUUUGGGAGGUGUGAUCGAACUGGGCGUGACUGAGCUGGUUCUGGAGGACCCUGGUUUCAUUCAGCACAUUAAAACUUCUUUCUUGGAGACUCCAUAUCCCAUAGUUUCCAAGAAAUUUGUGGCUGCAGGAAACACAAGGAAUCACAGGAAUGUUGCUUGUGCUGUAUUUGAUCAGGAUAUUCUAGACAACAAAUUAAUUCAUCUAGGAUGUGAAGAAUUAGAUAUUAUUUCCCCCAAUAACAGUUCAAACGGGUUUGAAACCAAUCUACCAGCAGAGGAUUCAUUAAUAGUUGAAGGGAAGAAUGGGGGAACUUCUCAAGUACAAAGCUGGCAGUUCAUGGAUGAUGAGUUCAGUAAUUGUGUCCAUCAUUCCAUGAAUUCUAGUGACUGUAUAUCUCAAACUUUUGUAGAUCAUGAAAAGGCUGUCUCUGCUCCUAAGGGUGAACUGCUGAACAACCAUAGUUUGCAAGACCUUCAAGAGUGCAAUCACAAAAAAAUGAAUUCACUGGAUCUUCUAAGUGAUGAUGUGCACUAUCAGAGUGUUCUUUCAUCCCUUUUGAAGACUUCCGACCAGUUGAUACUUGGACCACAAUUUCGAAAUUGUCAUCAGGAAACCAGUUUUGUCAGUUGGAAUAAAGGAGGUUUAGCACAUUGCCAGAACCCAGUAGGUGGAACCCCGCAAAAACUAUUGAAGAAGGCUUUGUUUGAAGUUCCUCGGAUGUAUGUUGGCGACUUGCCUCAGUCUCCAGAAGAUAAUGGCUACAAAGAUGGAGCUUGGAGACCGGAGGCAGAUGAAAUUGGCAUGAACCAUGCAUUAGCUGAGAGGAGGCAAAGGGAAAAAUUAAAUGAAAGAUUUUUAAUUCUAAGAUCAAUGGUCCCUUCAAUUCUCAAGGAUGACAAAGUAACUAUACUAGAUACUGCAAUAGAAUAUCUGAAAGAGCUUGAGAGAAGGGUUGGGGAUUUGGAAUCUUGCAAGGAGUUGACAGAGGUAGAAGCAAAAACAAAAUUGAAACCCCAAGAUACUGUAGAGAGAACAUCUGAUAACUAUGGCAACAACAAAAGUAAUAACAGCAAGAAGCCACCGAUAAACAAGAGGAAGGCUUGUGACAUUGAUCAAAUGGAGACUGAGAUAAAUUAUGCUGUAUCAAAUGGUGGGUCAACUGAUAAUGUGAUUGUCAGCAUAACCAAUAAGACGGUUCUAAUUGAGAUGAGAUGUCCAGGGAGGGAGGGAGUGCUGUUAGAGAUCAUGGAUGCAGUAAGCAAACUCCAAUUAGAUUGUCACUCGGUUCAAUCAUCCACCAUUGAAGGGAUUAUUUCAUUAACCAUUAAAUCAAGGUUCAAGGGAUCAGCUGUUGCAUCAGCAGGGGCGAUCAAACAAGCUCUUCAGAGAUUCACUUUGAGGUGUUAAAGCUUGUUUUCUCCCUAGAAACUUAGGGCUGUCUUAGAAUUCGCUUCAAUUGUUGUAUAAUAUGUAUUGUCGAAAGGUUCUUUGCUGUCACAAUCAAAUCAUAACUUCUAGGAAUAUUUCUGCAGGUAGAGAAUAAACAGAAAUAAACUUUCUAAUAUAUAGUUUUUUUCAUUA